GUUUCCACUCUUUACUACCCUUUUUUUCUGAUUCUAUCUAUCAUAAUGGCCACUGUUUCCGUCAUUUCACCAGUAAACCAGGAGCCUGCCUUCUCAGUUCGAUGCAUCACAAACGAAGAAUUUGAUCAAGCUGUUGACCGUGCCGAGAAAGCGUUUUCAGGUUGGCGCAAGGUACCUGUCUCUGAACGCGUCAAGAUUAUUCAGAAAUUCUGUGAUAUCUUUGACACAAAGCAAGAAGAAGUAGCCGAGUCAUUGGUGCAGCAGAUGGGUAGACCCAGACGCUAUGGAGGAGGAGAAAUCAAGGGUGUGAGAGAGAGAUCUAGUUACAUGUGCUCAGUCGCGGAAGAGAGCCUCAAAGAUGAAGUGGUUGAGGAACAAUCGAAUGUGAAGCGGUACAUUAAGAAGGAGCCAUUGGGACCUAUCUUUAUUAUUGCCUCAUGGAACUACCCUUAUCUUACUGCUGUCAACAAUGUGAUCCCCGCUCUUCUUGCCGGAAACCCCGUUCUUUUGAAACAGUCUCUGCAAACCCCAAAGUGUGCAGAACUAUUUGUUAAAGUACUUCACGAGGCAGGUGUUCCUGAAGAUAUCGUUCAAUCUGUGGUUUUGACCGAUUCUGGAUCUGAAUAUGCUACAAAUCAUCCUGGAAUCAAAUUUGUUAGCUUCACAGGAAGUGUUGCUGUUGGUAAAAAGAUCCGAAAAUCGCUUGGUACAACAAAGCCUUUGAUCGGUUCUGGAAUGGAGCUCGGAGGAAAGGAUCCUGCUUAUGUACUAUCUGACUCUGAUAUUGCUUAUGCUGCUGAAAACAUUGUGGAUGGAGCCUUCUUCAACUCAGGACAGUGCUGCUGCUCCAUCGAACGUUGCUACGUCGACGCAAAAGUUUAUGACAAGUUUGUUGAAAAGGCAGUUGCUAUUACAAAGGGCUAUGUUCUUGGAAACCCUAAUGAUAUGGAGACCACAAUUGGACCAAUGGCCAAUAUCCAAUUUGCCAACAAUGUCAGAGCACAAUUGAAGGAUGCUGAGAGCAAAGGGGCAAAGCUUUUGAUCGCCACUGAAAAAUAUUUCUCUCAAGACAAGACUGGAAGUACUUAUAUUGGUCCACAAAUUGUGGUAAAUGUUAAUCACGAUAUGGUCAUUAUGAAAGAAGAGACCUUUGGCCCUGUUUUGGCCAUUAUGCCCGUGUCUUCAGAAGAAGAGGCAAUUCGAUUGAUGAAUGAUUCUGAUUAUGGAUUGACUGCCAGUAUCUGGACCACAGAUGCAGAAAAGGCAAUUCGUAUCGGUGACCAAAUUGAAACCGGAACCUGGUUUAUGAAUCGCUGUGAUUACAUUGAUCCUGCACUUCCUUGGGUUGGUGCAAAGGAUAGUGGGUCGGGUUUCUCAAUGAGCAAACAUGGCUUCAAUGCCUUUGUGAGACAAAAAUCAUACCAUCUCAAGUUGAAGCAGCAGUAGAUACUUCUUCUCCUUCUUCUUUAUAUAAUAGGAAGUACUCAAUAAAAAAGAAUCGAUACUGUAGCGAGGCAAAGUAAUUGGCACCAUUCUUUUUAUUCAGUAGUUUAGGCUUUUGGUUUCUUUUAUACACUUUUUUCAUAAAGUAUAUUCGUUCAUGAAGCAAAAUUAUACACGCUAUUCUGAAAAGAAUAAAAUGACUUUUAAGCUGUUGUUUGAAAAAAAAAUGU
This is a messenger RNA of Phycomyces blakesleeanus NRRL 1555(-), 1673 nucleotides long. RefSeq lists its product as hypothetical. Gene Ontology annotation, molecular function: aldehyde dehydrogenase (NAD+) activity. The record is from RefSeq and is a predicted model, not a curated record. The coding region runs from base 46 to 1446 and encodes 466 amino acids. The transcript is spliced from 8 exons. Lineage: Eukaryota; Fungi; Mucoromycota; Mucoromycetes; Mucorales; Phycomycetaceae.